Molecule: messenger RNA, 1125 nt
Organism: Theobroma umbraticum
Lineage: Eukaryota; Viridiplantae; Streptophyta; Magnoliopsida; Malvales; Malvaceae
Product: protein JINGUBANG-like
Molecular function (GO): protein binding
Source: RefSeq, a predicted model, not a curated record
AUGUCCUCCCAGUUGCAUGUUUUCUCUCUUCAGACUCUGAAACAUCGUUGCCUCGCCACACUCAAAACGCGGAGCCCACAUAUCAGCUGCCUCGCAGUCCGGGAUAACCUCCUCUACGCCGCCGCCAUCAACGAGAUCAACGUCUUCGAUUUAUCUAACCACUCCCCGGUCGAUUCUUUUAACGACGAUCCCACCUCCGGGUUCGUCAAGUCCAUUGCAUUCAACAACACGAAAAUCUUCACUGCUCAUCAAGAUGGCAAGAUCAGAAUCUGGGCAAUCACCCUUUCCAAAAAACACCAACUUCUCUCCACUCUCCCCACAGUUAAAGACCGCUUCCUUCAUUUCAUGUUGCCAAAGAACUACGUUAAUGUUAGGCGUCAUAAGAAGAGGCUUUGGAUAGAACACUGGGAUACAGUUUCGGGUUUGGUUAUAGUAAACCAGAAAGGGCUAAUGUAUUCGGUUUCAUGGGACAAAAGUUUCAAGAUAUGGAACGUAAAUAACCGACGUUGUUUAGAGUCUGUUAAAGCUCAUGAAGAUGCCGUAAACACUUUGGUUGUUUCGGACAAUGGAACUGUAUACACAGGCUCUGCAGAUGGGUUGAUUAGGGUUUGGGAGAGAGCUAAUAAGGUGAGACGGCACAGCUUGGUGGCUACUCUAGACAAGCACAAAUCUACUGUUAAUGCGCUUGCUUUAAACGGUGACGGAUCGGUGUUGUUUUCGGGAGGCUGUGAUCGUUCCAUCGUGGUGUGGGAGAAGAAAGGAGAGAAUAAUGCCGAAAAUGAUCAGGUGGGAUUUGUAGAAGCAUUGUGGGGUCAUUCAGGCGCUAUAUUAUGCUUAAUCAACUUAGGGGAUUUGUUUGUGAGUGGAUCAUCCGAUCGGACGGUGAGGGUUUGGCAACGUGGGAAGGAGUGUGGGUUCCAUUGUAGUAUAGUGCUGGAGGGACACGAAAAACCUGUGAAGUCGUUGGUAGCAGUUGCCAGAGGCAUGUUCGAGGGUGUCUUUACAAUCUGCAGUGGAAGUUUAGAUGGGGAAAUUAGGGUGUGGGAGAUCUCAAGAUGUUCAAACCUCAAGAACAAAUCCCAUGAGAUUAGCAUUUUAUUGGAUGGAGUUCCUAAAAGUUGCUAG